Dentiscutata heterogama is the source of this 262-nucleotide messenger RNA. The record is from the annotation of a GenBank genome assembly. NCBI's taxonomy places the organism in Eukaryota, Fungi, Glomeromycota, Glomeromycetes, Diversisporales, Gigasporaceae.
AUAUCAUCAGCAUCUAACUGUACAGACUAUCAAUCCCGGCGCCUGAAUAUUCGACACAAGUCAUCAUUACCAUCAUCAAAUGAUGGUACAAAUGAUGGUAUAAAUGAUGGUACAAGACAUAGGCAACAUCCAGCGGAGUUUGUUCAUACAUUAAACGGAACUGCAAUUGCCGUACCAAGGAUUAUUAUUGCAAUUCUUGAAAAUUUCCAAAGAGAUGAUGGGAAAAUUAGUAUACCUGAAGUAUUAAGAAAGUGGAUGGGUG